Messenger RNA from Dendroctonus ponderosae (mountain pine beetle), 412 nucleotides. RefSeq lists its product as uncharacterized. The record is from RefSeq and is a predicted model, not a curated record. The transcript is spliced from 2 exons. The coding region runs from base 97 to 321 and encodes 74 amino acids. Lineage: Eukaryota; Metazoa; Arthropoda; Insecta; Coleoptera; Curculionidae.
CCUUCUAAUGCGAAAAAGUCGCCGACUAUAAAUAGCCCAAACUUUGCAACAAUCAGCAUCAGUCAGAUCCAAAGUCUACUACCACUAUCACUCAAAAUGUUCAAGCUCUUCGCUGCCACCAUUGCCGCCCUUUUGGUCGCCACUUCCGCCGCCCCCAAACCAGGCCUAGGAGCCGUGCCAUUGGCCUACAGCUCGCCCUACGUCUCUGCCUAUGGAGCCGCCCCUGUAGUCUCUGCCUACAGCGCCCCUGUAGUAUCUUCUCCCUAUGUAGCUUCCCCAUUGGCCUACUCUGCCUACAAUCCAGUCGCCUACUACGGUUAAGAGAUCAUAGACGAAUUCGGCACUAGAUUAUGAUGAUGUAUUUGGCAAAGUUUUUGUGAUUGUUUCUUAAAUGUAGAGUAUUCAAACUGAA